UUGAAAUUUGACCUGUGAUAAAUCUGCCUCUUGCAGUGCUUCCAUAGCAUUAGCAUUUUUAACCCUGCAUUAUACAUAGGCUGCUAAUUUACAAUACUACCCGCUCCUAUAGAUUUUCAUUACAUUGCAAAAUUUGUUUUUAAAUUUCUCUCCCACGUUUGUUUAAAUAGAGCUGCUCUGUAAAAGAAAUGGAGAAUUCCACCCUCUACAUUCCCAGCUUGUCCACUGUUACCACUUUGGCCGAAGAGGAACUUGACGGAAUCUACCACUUGUUCCGAAUAAUUAACAUAACAAUUUACAGCAUAAUAUUCAUUCUAGGAACUGUGGGCAAUGGGCUGGUUAUCUGGAUUAUCGGAUUUAAAAUGGAAAAGACAGCUACUCUUAUUUGGUUUCUCAACCUCGGCAUUGCAGAUUUUUCUUUCUGUCUCUUUCUCCCUCUCUAUAUUACAGAAUGGGCAAUGUGGUAUCAUUGGCCCUUUGGUUGGAUUAUGUGCAAGACUUGGGGUUUUAACCUACAUCUAAACCUCUCUGCAAGUGUAUUAUUUUUAAUGAUAAUCAGUGUUGAUCGUUGUAUCUGUGUUCUGUAUCCAAUAUGGGCCAAAAUCCACAGAACUUCAAGAUCAGCCUCAAUCAUCUCAGUUAUUAUUUGGGUCUUGUCUGUGGCUCUCAGUUUCCCUUACAUUGUUUUUUAUGAUACUACUGACAAUGGCAAAGAAUCUAUUCACUGUAUCCUCAUGUUUUCAAUUUGGAAUAACUCAACCACUUUUGAUUAUGAAACGUGGGAAGUGAGGUAUAAACCCAUUAUUAUGACAAGAUUUGUGUCUAUGUUCUUGAUCCCCUUUUCCAUCAUCAUGGUUUGCUAUGGGCUCAUUGCAUUGCAGGUGAGAAAAAACAGCAGAAUCUCUAGGUCUGGUCGAACCUUGAAAAUUAUAUUUACAAUUGUCAUUUGCUUCUUUUCUUGCUGGUUUCUUUAUCAUAUUCUCCCUAUGAUCGAAAAUGCGGAUAUUGAAAUAGGGUAUCCUGCUAAUGUAAUUUUAAAUAGCCUUGGAUAUUACUUAGCUUUCUUUAACAGCUGUCUCAAUCCAAUAAUCUAUGUCUUCAUUGGUCAGGACUUUAAGAAAAGUUUAAAUAAAUCAAUUUCAUUUCUCCUGAAAAACACAUUCAGAGAGGAAACUAAUCCUGCGGAAAGUCCAAGCAAUGAUUUAGAACCUGAAACAAUGACUUAGCAUCCCUAAACUGGUUUUGGCUUUUCAGUCCUGUAGAAAAAUAUAUUUACUGUGAAUUCUGCAUAUUUUUUAUAUGCAGGAUUGUUGUGCUACUCAAAUGGGCAGAUUUAUC
This is a messenger RNA of Xenopus laevis (African clawed frog), 1338 nucleotides long. Its product is annotated as formyl peptide receptor-related sequence 1. The transcript has a single exon. The coding region runs from base 189 to 1226 and encodes 345 amino acids. The record is from RefSeq and is a predicted model, not a curated record. Lineage: Eukaryota; Metazoa; Chordata; Amphibia; Anura; Pipidae.